Molecule: messenger RNA, 2691 nt
Organism: Symbiodinium sp. CCMP2592
Lineage: Eukaryota; Dinophyceae; Suessiales; Symbiodiniaceae
Source: the annotation of a GenBank genome assembly
AUGGCAGAAGAUUCGCUCGCAAUUUUGCCCCGGAGCAUGGGCCAACAACCCUUGCAGAAAAAGAAGGCAGCUCCGAAGCGGUUCAUUCCCUCGCAGAAAGGGGCUCUAAUCACGGAGAACCCGAAUGAAGAGGAAUGCCCCUACACCUUCUCGGACAGUGCCGCCUUCUUGCGGCAGAAGAAGGCGGAGGAGGAUGCCAAGCGCGCCGCCGAGCUGGAGGGCAAGGAAGAGACCAGGGGCUUCUUGCGCAGCGUGGAAGAGCUGGCAAGAAAGCAGAAGUGGGACGAAGCUUUCCAAGUCUUAGAAAAGCGGACCGCGGUACCCAGUGGCUUGUUCCUGGUUACGCGGGCUCUACUGCGCUGGAAGUUUUGCCAGUACGGCUCUGCCCUGAAAGAUGCCGAGGAGGCGUUGAAAAACUACGGCAGCUCCACCAAGGCCGGCCCCCUUGCAGCGGCCUUUGCCUCUUUCGCACGCUUGUGCUUGGGCUCGGAAGUCCGGGACAAGGGCUCCUGUUCCAAAGAGAUGCGGCCUCUCCUGGAGUCUUGGGAGAAGGCCGAGGAGGCAGCGCUUCGACAGCACGCCUUGGGCCAGGGUCUGUUCAAGCCGCGGCAGCAGCAAAGACUGCAGGAUCUCGGCUGUCCAGUGGAAGGCAUGGAGGCCGCCGAUGGGACCUACCCCGUCGGAGGCGGCAUUCGCCUCGGGUACAUCUUGCUGAAGAACCAGAAAGAUGUCACCGCCCCUGUGGUCGUCCACUUCCACGGCAGCGGCGAGAUUGCAGCCGACUACCUGCAGCCGCAACUUGCGGAGAAGUACCGGGAUCUCCCAGUGCACCUCUUGGUAGCAGACUACCGUGGCUACGGCUGGUCUUCCGGUGAGCCUUCGCUGGCAACCUUCCUCAAAGAUGCAGAACCUUUGGCAGAACAACUGCCGGAGCUUUUCGUGCAGCAUGGCCUCUCCUGGCCCUAUCCGGGUGGCAUCAUCCUGUCCGGAAGGUCGCUGGGCGCGCAGGUCGCGGUCCACCUUGCUGCAAUGUUUCCCAGUCUUUUCAGGUCGAUGAUCUUGGAUUCUGCAGUUGCGACGUCGGCCACGGGCGAUCGGUUUGGCGAAGCUCGGCUGGCGGCAUUGAAGCAGUGGCACAAGGAGCUUGAGGUUUCGAAUCUUGAGGUUCUGCAGCCGCUCGAUGCCGAACUUUGGACACUGGGAGCACUAGACAAAGUUCGCGCAUUCAACGGGCAGCUUCUGCUCCUGCAUGGUUUGGCCGACGAACUGGUGCCAUACGAAGGUAGCGAGAGUCUUCAUGCCGCCGCCGCAUCACGCCAGAAAGAGGUUGUGCUGGUGAAGGAUGCUGGUCACAAUAACAUCGGCCAGUACCAAGACUACUGGCACGCAAUGCGGCGAUUUGCACUGAAGGUCCAACUGGACAGCACCCUGCCGUCCGUCGGUGGAGCAGUGGAGCACCUCUGUGCAGUCUGCGCGAAGCCUGCUACUUUCAAGUGUGGCCGUUGUCAGAAGGUCUGGUACUGCUCUCGGGCCCACCAGGCUGAGCACUGGAAGGUUCACAAGAAGACGUGCAACCCAGGCGAGGACGCGGUUUGUGUUAAGGUGGUGAAGGAAGGUAAUGCCUCUCUGAUUGCUAUCGUCUGUGCAGAAUUUUGUGGCUGCGAUGGUGAGUUGGACGCCUUCUCAGCCACGCUGGAUGCAGCCUCUGAGCAGGAGGAGCUCAGGGGCAUGUACAUUAGCUGGUACGCGGACUCGGAGGAACUCUCCACGGAGGUCUCCUCCAAGUUGGGCCAGGUUCGUGAUCGGCCCUCCAAGGUUCCGCUCUCUUCCUCUGAGUCCAAACACCAGAUCAGCUUCUUCGAGCACGUUAAGGCAGCCUUGGCCGUGGUGCCUUCGGACGAGGCCGCCUCUGAGACCUGGGUCUCCUUCUUAGCGCCGGGCCAGCUCUGGAGCCCCAGGUACACCUCUACGCUGCUCCCGUCCUUGCGCCGGGCGGCUGCGGAUGCACGCGUCACAGCGGUGCGCUGCAGUCGUUGGACGAGGUGUCCUGAUGCCAGCAGUUCGCAGGUAGAGUCUGCCGUAGCAGCGAAGACUGCGGAGAUCUCCCAGGCUUCAACGGCCGACCUGUUCACAUACUCCGUGCCUGUGAAGGUUUUGCAGGCUUUCUUGGAAGCCACGCCCUAUGCAACCUUGCAGAGCAGACUAUGCGCUCAUCGCUUCACGCACAAGAUGUCAAAUACCUUUGGCAAAAAGGCCAUCGAAGCGGCCAUACCAGAAGGCGAGUGGAUGCGAUCGGAGAGCAGCUCCCGGCUCCCUGUGCGGCCAGAGGUGGAUGGACGUGAUGCUGACGACCUCAGGCGCGGAAAGGAGCUGGUCAGCAACGCAUCGCAGAGGCUGAGCGGUGAAGCAGUCACGCCUUCCGAUCUGCCCACAAGGCUGACAGAUGCUCAGGAAGCGGCUGAGAUGAUCAGCAACCUCAGGAUCUCGAUCGAGAGACGAGUCAUCCUCAAGGCGGGCGAGACUCUGGGCGAGAAGGAGCUUCGAGAACUUGCCAUGGAUCUGGUGACUGAUGCAGUGACGGCUGCUGGGCUGGACCAGGUGAUUGGUAUACAGUCUUGGGCCAAGGAAACUGCGACAGAUUUUGCGAAGGCUGCCGCGCGAAAGUUUGACGUCAAGGUGCGCGAAGCCUAG